AUGAGCUUCCUCAGCGGGCUCAUGGGCUCGCGGGACGGGAGCGGCGACGCGGUGCAGGCGGGCGGAAACAGUAGAGACGACGGCAAGGUUUCCUUUGGGUGGGGUUUGAUGCGGGGAAAACGGACCACGAUGGAGGACUUUCACUACGCGGGGUUCGUGCGGGAGGCGCACUCCGGGGAGCAGGUCGGAUGCUUCGGCGUGUACGACGGGCACGGAGGCAGCGCCGCGGCGGAGUUCGUCAAGGAGCACCUCUUCCGCAACCUGCUCAAGAGUCCAAAGUUCCAGACGGACGUCCCCGGCGCGAUCGUCGACUCGUUCCUCAAGACGGACAAGGAGUAUCUCGAACAGAACGGGGAGGAGCGCGACGACGGGUGCACCGCCGUCAUCGCCGUCGUCAAGGGGUCCACGCUGUACGUGGCGCACGUGGGCGACUCGCGCGCGGUGUUGUCGCGGGAGGGCGAGGCGGUGGCGCUGAGUGACGACCACAAGCCGAACCGGAGCGACGAGCGGUCGCGCAUCGAGGGGCUCGGCGGGGUGGUGGUGUGGGCGGGGACGUGGCGCGUGGGCGGCGUGCUCGCGGUGUCGCGGGCGUUCGGCGACAAGAUGCUGAAGAAGUUCGUCGUGGCGGAGCCGGAGGUGGCGACGGAGGAGCUGAGCAAGAAGGACGAGUGCCUGGUGCUGGCGUCGGACGGGCUGUGGGACGUCAUGACGAACGAGGAGGCGGUGGAGACGGUGCGGAAGGUCGGGGACGCGAAGGAGGCGGCGAAGACGCUGGUGGAUGAGGCGUACAAGCGCGGGAGCGGCGACAACAUCUCCGCGAUCGCCGUGGUGUUCAAGUUCGAGUGA
Messenger RNA from Pedinophyceae sp. YPF-701, 846 nucleotides. The record is from the annotation of a GenBank genome assembly. NCBI's taxonomy places the organism in Eukaryota, Viridiplantae, Chlorophyta, Pedinophyceae.